CAGUAAAGCCAUGGCGGCUGUUACCAAUCACCUCUUUGUUUUCCAUAUGCCUUAGGAUAAUUUCCAGGAGAAUCUGCUCCAUGAUCUUGCCUGGCACAGAGGUGAGACUGACUGGUCUGUAGUCCCCUGGGUCUCUGACUUUCCCGUUUUUAAAAAAGAGGGUUAUAUUUGCCUUUUCCCAGUCAUUGGCAUCUUGGUUUCAGACAACUUAAAGAACACUCUGAAAUGAGUUGUCUCCCUUUAUAGGAGAAUAUAUAUACGUGCAUACCUGAAUUGCAUUCACCUUUGGGAAAGGUGAGGCAGUUGUGGUCACCUUCAGGCUAGUUUGAGAUAACUCCCAAGAUCCCCGGGCAAUUUGUAUUUCCUACUAGAGCUUGUAUUGAAAUGAGGGCAAUCCAUGUACUCCAGGUAGCAUUGGUGGUAUGACGUAUUGCAGGGACCUUUCCUUUAAACAUCCAGCCCAACACUGGUAGUCAGGGUGCCAGAAGAAGCUGUGCUUCAGUGCCAAUCACUUCUGAGACAGCUUAAACCCCUUCAUAGGCUUCGUAAUCUCUUCUGCAGCUGGGGUACAGCUGGCCUCAGAUCCUCUGUAUAGCUGACUCCAAAACCCAAGAGGUCAUCCUCGAGUCUCUCCAGGUACCUUCUGCUAGAGGCUCCAGGCUGUGGUGUACAGCGUGUUAUUCAUAUCCUGUCCUGCCUGGCCCAAGUCGUCCCCGUCUCAUCAGUCGCAAUACUCGGUACCCACUGUGUGAGGAAGGAACAACUUUGUUGACUGUUGGGACGCCCUGGAUGACUACUUUUAAGUACUACUGGAAGGAAGCAGGACACUGUGCCCACUGGAUCAAGCCUGGAUUGAGCCCAGAAGGAUCAUCUGUUUCGAGAUUACAGCAACAUCUGGUGAGGCCGACGUGGAACUGCAGUCUGUGGAUCGUGUAGGUGCGGUGAACCCCCCCCACCCCGCGAGGUAAGCGCCACCCGAAGUAACUAGGGUUUGCCUGUAGUCUUUGUAAAGAUGAUAGUUCCUGCAUCCUCCACAGAUGAUACCUUGGUCUUGGACUUUUGGCUGAACUUGCUGCAGAGGAAGCAAGCUUCGGUUUCUGGGGACGAUUUUCAGCGGUUGUAUUUUUAUGGAAAGGACCAAGGCUUCUUUCCUAGUCCUGAGAAAACAUUCUCUAAGGAGAUUUGGAGCAAGUUAGGUGACCAUAUGCUCCAGAUUUUGUCUGCAGGCUACGAUGCAGACAUGGUGGAGUUGGUGAUGUUCUGGAAACGGUGUUACACGGUGUUAGCAAGCUAUGGAACUUCUAGUUGUAGUUCAGCAGGGGAUCCUUCCAGCUUGGACAGUGAGGCUGGGGGUAAGGAAAAACCUCUCUCCAUAGCCAAGAGAGAGCCCUCCCCUCCCUCCCAGGCUGCUGCGCUGGGGGACGUUUCCGUCCCUGGGAAUGGGUUUGGUUCCACAGGGGUGGAUGGGGUCCCCAGCCAGCUGGUCCCGGCCAACCGGCAGAUGGGCAGGAACCUGCGGGUUUCUGGGGACCCUGCGGAGCUGGCUGUGCCGACUCCGCCCCUCCCUGCACCCAGGAGGCGGAAGAGCGGGAGGGAGCCGCCCUCCCUCUCUGCUUUCCUGGCAGUUGGGCGGGAUGGGGAGUCGCUGGCCCCGCCUGCGCCUCUGCUGGAGCUUGAUUCUGUGACGACUCAAUGUCCACAUUGUGGCGUUGCCAUGAAAUUCUCCCUUGGGGCGGCGGAAGCCCGGGAGGGAGGGGUUCUGAUUGAUUCUCUGUCGGACCCAGUCCCAGUGGGCAGGGUGUCCGUCUCACUCCACACGGCGCGGGCAGCGCCCGCUGUGGGUUUCCGUGUCACCGGCAGGGCUGUGCUGGGGGUGGCGCCGGCUGCUCCGCUCCCUGCACUGCCCCCGCCAGGCGUGGCAGGUGGCGCUGAUCGCAGUGCAGGGGCCAGCCCGGGAUCGAGCGGCCCUGCGCUGUGUCCCACCCCCGCUGUGGUUUCUUCCACUCCCGCACUGCCCGAGCCGGCCCCGCCGCCGCCCUCCAAGCCUUCGGCGGCAGCGCGGGGUGGUGCCGCAGAUUGUCAGGCCGCUCCCCUCCCUGCGUCCCGUUCCCUCCCCGUGCUGCGGGAGGGGAGCCGUGGGCCGGCCCCGUUCCGUCCCACAUCAGGGUCGUGUGCCCUGCCUGGACCCACGGCUGGUCCGACCUCACUGCCAUCGCCUCCCACAAAUGCUGGGGCUGCGGCAAGUGCAAGCCCUGUAGUGUCCACCUUUGGCACAGGUGGAGACACGACCGUCAUGAGGCCGGUGCCUCCCUGGGGCAGAGGGUCCCGGGGUGAUGGGUCUUCUUCAGCUGGCUUGUGGACUUUACCCCCUUGUCAGGUGACUGUACCCCCUAGAGAUCAUACACGAUUUUGGGGGGAUGUGAAAGCCAAAGUCAAGGAGAUGGCCGAUUAUGACUCGGCUCAUCACCCCCUGGAGGGCAGAGAUGGAUUUUCUAGCCCUGCUGGUGCAACAGAGACCGCUGUGGUAUCGGGCAGUGUUGCAGUGCCUUCCAGUCAGGCAUCUGCCCCUGUUCCUGUGAAGUCCAUGGGAUGGGACUUAGCAGGUACGGCUGCCUUCCCAGGAAGUUACCAGCCUUUCCUUGUACUUCGGGGAGCAACUCAUGGUACCCAUCAAGCUUUAUCAUGGGAAGCCUUUAAGGAGCUCCGGGACGUGGUUGGAAAAUAUGGGCUGGGGUCUGCUGAAGUCAUGCAGGUGCUUCGAGGUUUUAAUGCUGAUGUACUGCCGCCCUAUGUUAUCCGGUAUCUGGCUCGUGUUCUUUUUCAGCCUGUUGAAUACGAUAUCUUUGAAUACAAAUGGACUCGGUUGGCAGGCAGAGUUGUAGCGCGGAAUACUGCAUUGAGUCAGCAGGAUCCCAGGCGUGUGAUUGGAACUGAUGUGCUGCUGGGUAUGGGUAAUUUUGCUGAUCUUCAGAGGCAGGUUGCCCUUGAUCCUCUGGUGCUUGACCAGUGCCAAAAAACGGGCAUGGCGGCAUUGAUUCAAACCAUAGAAAUGGCUUAUCCUAAGGAGCCCUUUGUGACUGUUGUCCAGGGGGCUGAGGAACCCUUUCUGCAAUUCGCAGGGAGGUUGGCUGCCUCUGUUGAGGGACAGGUGGAGGAUGUGAACGUGAGGCUGCUUGUGCUCAAAGACCUUGCGAGGACUAACUGCAAUGCUGAGUGUAAGAUGAUCAUUGAGGCCCUUCCUGGUGAUCCUUCUCUACCGCAAAUGGUAGAAGCCUGUGCAAGGGUAGGUGCCACAGGUUGUAAGGUGGCUGCCACGGCUACUGCUCUGCAGAUGGUCUGGACCGGGCCACAGGGCGGGCAGCAAAAGCAGGGGAAUGCUCAGGCCAGCAAGAAACAGGAGAAGAAAGUACAGAGAGGGACAAAUGCCGCCUGUUUCUGCAGUCGGUGUGGAGGACCGAAUCAUGCCGCAAAUGUCUGUAGGGCAACAGCUCAUGUUAAUGGUCAGCCUUUGCUGAGCUCAGGAAAUGGGAAGCAGAACACCAAGGGGAGACGUGCUCAGACACAAGCUUCUCUCCAGGCCCCAGAGCCAAUGGAGCGCUUACAGCCAGCACCUGCGGCUCAGCAGGUCUUGAUGUCUGCACAGCAGCAAUGGUCAUCUUAGACUCUUGUGGAGUGCACAAAGUUCCCCUGGAUGCCUUUGACCCUGUGAGUGAGGGCAUGAGUGCUUUCCUCAUGGGGAGGUCUAAUGCCACUGCUCAGGGUAUCAUUGUGCAUCUGGGACUCAUUGAUGCAGAUUUCAUGGGACAAAUUUAUGCCAUGGUUUCCAUACCCACCCCCCCGUCACUAUCCCCAAAGGGACCAGACUUGCUUAACUUGUGCCUUUUAAGUCUUCUGUUUGCAGAGCAGAGAACCGGUUGCGGGGAGACAGCGGCUUCAUAUCCAGUGGGCCGCCUCAGGUUCACUGGACUGCUGUCCUGACCAAAGACUGUCCUGAGAAGGUGUCUACCCUGUCCAUCCCUGGUGCCACACCACCAGAGAUCCACCUCCAUGAGCUCCUUGACACUGACACGGACCAUCAUGAUUCUCUCCCUUGCUACUUGGCCCCUGGAGUGGCCCUUGAAUCCAGUGCAGAUGUCUGUCGUGGGGUUGGCAGGAAUGGCAUAAUGCUACGUGAGCAGAGGCCUGUGAUGAUCACGAACCCAGAGGGACAGACGGCCAUGAUUUGGCCUCAUGUCACAACUGAAAUUUCUACCAAUCUCUGGGGGAGGGAGGUUCUGGCCACAUUGGGGGUGCGCAUCAGGACAGAUUUUGGUGGGGGCCACUGUGAUGAAGGGCACAGAGUGUUCUACGCCUCCUAUAUGGUGGCUGGUGAACAAACCCAUCUGGGAGAACCAGUGGGUUCUCCGUCAAGACAAACUUGUUGCCCUUUGUUACUUGGUUCAGGAGCAGUUGGACCAUGGUCAUCUGGAGCUUUCUACCAGUCCCUGGAACACUCCUGUCUAAAGAAGUCUGGGAAAUGGAAGUUGUUACAAGACCUCUGGAAGGUCAAUGCCGUGAUGGAAAGUACGAGGACAUUGCAGGCUGGUAUGCCAUCGCCCGCCAUGCUUCCUGCAAGAUUGGCUGGUCCUCAUCGUGGAUCUAAAGGAUUGUUUCUUUACAAUUCCUUUGCAUGCUGAUGACAGACCGAAAUGUGCCUUCUCGGUGCCAGCUAUAGACAAUGCUGAGCCCACACAGCGAUAUCAAUGGAGGGUUCUACCCCAGGGUUGUCGCAACUCACCAGCGACAAUGGUAUGUGGCCCGAGCCUUGUAUGGAGUUCGCAAGCAGUUUCCUGAUGCUCAUUUUUAUCACUAUAUGGAUGACAUAUUGGUGGAUGCAUCCACCCAGGAUGAAUUGCUGAGGAUACAGCCUCAGUUGCUCAAUCCUUUUCAUUCUCAUGGGCUGCAGGUGGCUCCAGAAAAGGUUCAGCAACAACCUCCUUGGAAAUAUUUGGGGGUCAAAAUUUUGGAACAAACGGUCCAACACCAAGAGGUGAAAUUUGUGCAUUCAGUGAAGACACUGAAUGAUGCCCAGAAAUUGGUGGGUGUCAUCACUUGGUUGCAUCCGUAUCUAGGACUGACCACGGUACAACUGUCUCCUUUGUUUGAUUUGUUAAAGGGAGACUCUGAUUUGAAGUCGCCACACACAUUGACCCCUGAGGCACGUCAGGUGCUGGAGGAGGUUCAGCGAGCUGUUUCUGCUCACCAAGUCUAUUUCAUUGACCCCUCCAUUGAUGUCACUGUUUUCAUCACCACUCCAGUUUUGCAACCCACAGGCAUCAUUGGCCAGUGGAGUGACAAAUGGUCCGAUUCCUUGCAUGUCUUGGAAUGGGUCUUCCUGUCCCAUCAGCCGCAGAAGACAGCAACCACAUUGUUUGAGCUGAUUGCUCGUUUGAUAAUCAAAUGCCGGCAACCGGUGUUUGCAAUUGAUGGGUGCGGAUCCUGCAAAGAUCGUACUCCCGAUACAGCGGGGGGACUUUGACUGGAGCUUUGCAAACCAUAUUUCUCUGCAAAGUGCUCUGGAAAACUUUUCUGGGCAGAUCACUUACCAUCUGCCCAGCUACAAGAAAAUCACAGAAAUUUCUUUGUGGCCCAGAAUUAGUCAGGAGCCAGUGCAAGGACCCACCGUCUUUACUGACCAUUCAGGAAGGACAGGCAAGGCCAUUGUUACUUGGAAGGAUGGAUCUGAGUGGCAGGUUCUGGAAGGUUCAUGAGGAUGGAUCAGCCCAGUUGGUUGACUUGAGGGCUGCUGCCGUGGCAUUUCAAAAAUUUUCCCAGGAAUCUUUCAAUUUGGUCACAGAUUCCGCCUAUGUGGCCAACAUAGCACAGCAGUUGGGUCAUUGAGUUUUGAAGGAAGUCAGCAAUGUGGCUUUGUUUCAUUUACUGAAGGCCCUGUGGUGUGUCAUUCAGGCCUGAGUACAUCCGUACUACGUUCUGCAUGUAAGGAGUCAUACCAAUUUGCCAGGGUUCGUAGCAGAAGGUAACACAAGGGCUGACACAUUGGCUAACCCAGUGUGGGUUAUACCUCAGCCUGAUACACUCACACAGGCCAAGGCAUUGCAUGGGUUUUUCCAUCAGAAUGCACAUUCCUUGCAGAAGCGGUUUCAGUUGAUGCCAGCUGAGGCCUGUGACAUUGUCGAGUCAUGUGACGACUGUCAUGCGCUUGCUGCACCUUUGUCAGCAGGGGUAAACCCCAGAGGCCUUAGGGCCUUGGAGAUUUGGCAGACUGAUGUCGCCCAAGUUGCUGAGUUUGGCUGGCUCAAGUACGUGCAUGUCACUCUUGGCACUUUCUCCUCUGCGAUGUGGGCUUCUGCUCACACUGGAGAAAAGGCCCGCAAUGUCAUUGCCCACUGGAGGCAGGCCUUUGCCGUUCUAGGCAUACCUUCUGCUGUGAAGACCGACAAUGGUCCCGCUUAUGCCUCGCAGAAGGUGCGGCAGUUCCUGCAGUUGUGGGGUGCGUCACACAAGUUUGGUAUCCCUCAUUCUCCGACUGGUCAAGCUAUAGUAGAACUCGCUCAUGGUACUCUGAAGUGGAUUUUUCUAAAAAAAAAGAGGGGAAUGCUGGGUGAAACCCCGCACAGUCGGUUGGCAAAAGUUUUGUAUACCAUCAAUCACCUUACGAUGCCACAGAAUUCCAAUAAUCCUGUCAUUUUGUACCAACAUCUUUCGUUACAGGCUUCAGACAAGACACAUCAGCCUCAAGUGAAGGUUUGGGUGCAGAAUUUAGUCACCAAACAGUGGGAAGGUCCCUAUGACCUUAUCGCUGCGGGGCAUGGGUAUAUGUGUGUAUCCACAGGUAGUGGGGUACGCUGGAUACCUGCGAAGGGUGUUAGUCCUGACCUGCGACCGCAAAGGAAAAAUCCAGCCGAUAGGCAAGCUGGAGACUGUGACCAAAUGAAAGUCAUCAAGUGGAUGAACCUUCGAGUGAUGACUCAGAUGCAGAUGACGUGAGUGAUCACUCCGAUGGUCCCUCCACAACCAGACACUGAACAAUGUUCAUUUUUCUUUCUUCUUUUUUUUUAAUGGAAAAAGGGUGAAAUGUUGACGUAUUCUUUUUAGCCUUCUGAUUGUUUGCAUUUUUGUAGUGGAGUUUCUCAUGGAUUGUAACAUAAACAAAGUGAUUGUUUUCACAUUCCUCUUUGGAGGAGGGACAAUUGAUGGACUUCUAGUUUGACCAGUGGGGUCGGAGAGGUAGCAACCUCAUUCUCCAAUCCCUGAUCAUUGUCCAGAAUCUAUAUAAAUCGAGGUUGAGAAAUAAACUUCCUUCUUUUUGCUCUGA
Molecule: messenger RNA, 7315 nt
Organism: Hirundo rustica (Barn swallow)
Lineage: Eukaryota; Metazoa; Chordata; Aves; Passeriformes; Hirundinidae
Exons: 3
Coding region: 1013-3661 (882 amino acids)
Biological process (GO): viral process
Source: RefSeq, a predicted model, not a curated record